UUGUAGAGGCAAUUGAUCACGUUACGUUGUGUUGAAAAUAAACAAUUAGAGCCUAGGACACUAUAAUAUCCGAUGGCAUAUUUAAGUUUAUUAAACAUUUGUGUAUUUUUAAUCUAAAAGUGGAUGUUGCUUUCAUUUGUGCAUACAAGAUAUUUACAGGUACAAGUUACUUCGCUACGGAUGCGUGUUUGCAUGUAUACAUAAGUUUGCAAUCUCCGGUUCGAUAUGAUUCUUAAGAUUGUUUUAUUUCUGCUUGUAAGCAGCGCUUCCGGAACGGAGACGAAUUUAUUAACGCAAACUGUUUAUGGUUUUUUGGAUUUUACUACCACAAUUGGUAAUACCGUUAUGGUAUUCUCACCACAAAGCGCUCCUCCUAUUGAUAUUGAAGCAAGCAAAAGUACAAUGCCUGAAAAUAUUAUUGAAACCAGACCUACUACAGCACCUAAAAAGGACUCAAAUAACAAUGGCAUCAAACCAACACCGCUCCUUGUGACAAGCUCUAAAGAACAGUCUAAAACUUUCUCGUCAAAAAAUGAGAUCCCAAAUAUUUCAAAUACUCCUGUAAAGUCAUUUGUUGAACCUCCUGAAUAUGCAUUACUGUCACGUCAACCAGAAGAGUUUGCUGAAGAAACUUACCGUGUGGUAAAUUUAAAAUCUCGUGCAGAUACCGAAAGACAAAGAAACUAUCAGUCAAAACGGGAUAGUAGCUAUCCAAGUGUAUCAAUAUCAAAGAAAAAAGAUGUGGCUAUCGUUAAACCUAGUAUUUUAGGUACGAAAGUAUAUGCACAAACUGUUCAAUCUACAGUUCUCCCUGAGAAAAGAAGCAAGAAUCGACAGCAUUCUUCAACACGAGUUUUAAAAACCAUAACUCCUUCUAAUAAGGCCAAUAAGGUCGUCAUCGAAACAGCACGUGUGGAACCGGAGAAUGGAUCCAAUAAAAAUUAUAACAAGAGUAAUCGGCACUCCAAUGACAAAAGAAAAUCUUCGAGAAACAAAGGAAAAAGAAGACACAAAAACACGCAGACACCUAGUUCACAAAUUUCACCUUCAGUACCAGAAACUAGCGUACGUCGAUCACUUCGAACUAAAGUUAGCCAACAAACUGAAGAAAAUGUUACAAAUAUUCCACCAAACGCUUUUAAGCUGAACAGACGUCCAGGACGCUGGCAGUAUAAAUCGUCACCAAAGCCAAAGAUAAAUAUCAGAAAGGCUUCAUCGAAUACGACUCGACCUGUGGUAACAACUGAGACAGAACAGAUCAAUGAAACUGUAUCGGACAUACAGGAAAAGAAUCAAAUCCAAAAAACACUUAAUUCUGGAAGGGAUUUGGAUGCAGUUGGAUCUCAAAAUAGUGAUUUUCCAGAUAAUGAGGAACAGAAGCUUAAAAACUUUGUACAAACUUUAAACGUUGAAAUAUCUACUCCGAGUGUUUUUGAUGAUACCUAUUAUGAGAUUGCUACAAUUAAAACCCCAUUUAUAUUUCAGGCUGGACUCGUUAAGAAAACCCGUUUCUUGACCGUUACUUCAACAAUUGAAAAAACCAUUAAGCAUGAUCAUACUGAUGAAUACUCUGUAAACGAUGGGCCAUUAACCGAAAAUAUUUUGGAGUCCUCGACGCAGAUUACUCAGCCAUCUAUAGACGACAGUAUUACAACCUUGAGGGCCGUUCAUUGUACCGAUUGUCUAGAAACACCAGAACUAGAAACUAUAACAGAAUCGUUCUCUAUUACUCAGACUAAACUUAAAACUCAGAUAUUGCCAAUCAUUUUGGAGAAAAGGAAUGAAACAAUUCAAAUAACCUUAGUGCAAACAUACGAUUAUACUAGCUUAAUAACUGUUACUCAAACAAUUUCACCCAUUGGAGAUCAUUUUAUACCAUCUAAAAACUUCAAGGAUUUUGAAGGUAUUUUAGAUGAGGCAGGCUCUGAGAUAAACUUGGAUCUUGAAUUCGGUGAUGAAGGUAAUUUCGGAAAAUCUGAAAAGAGUCCGUUUAAUUCUACCAGUGCCAAGCCUCUUGAACCGCUAACUAAUUUGAGCCAGAUUAGUAAGCCCGAAAUUCCUGUAAUCAAUAAUAGUGUUAUUACCUCUACGCGGCCUGUUAUAAAGCUUGAAACUAUGUGGGAAUCGUAUAUAGUACCACUUGUCAGAGGUACUGAAAGCAUAUUGAGAACAUUAUCUAAGUCCGUGGGUGUAGUUGAAAAAACUGAAUAUGUAACUGAUGUUUCAACAAUUAUUCCGGCAUCACAAUUUCCAGUAUCACAAUUCCCAUAUUCUUUAAAUCCAUUCUACAACCCUUUAUUGCCAAUACCACCACAGCAACUUGUUACAUCCACUGCAAUUUACGAAACCAUGAUUACAGCAACCAGUAGUAAAGUGUUAAAGUUAACUUUUGGUGCUAGAACUGCCUAUACCACGAUUUUUUCAACAUCUGUAGUCCCCAGUGCAGUAACAAAGCUGAUAACAGCAACACUUCCCGUUCAAAACUCUGUAUCUUUUCCCAACUAUUAUCCACCUCCAUACCCUCCAUUCGCAUAUGUUGGUUAAGCGAUGAUUUUUUAUAUUAUUAAUAAGUGGCUGUAUAUAUGUUUUUAAUACUCACUUUCGAAACGAUUUUUCCAACUAACAUUUCCAAUUUUUAUUGUAUAUA
This is a messenger RNA of Drosophila busckii, 2647 nucleotides long. RefSeq lists its product as uncharacterized. NCBI's taxonomy places the organism in Eukaryota, Metazoa, Arthropoda, Insecta, Diptera, Drosophilidae. The record is from RefSeq and is a predicted model, not a curated record. The transcript is spliced from 6 exons. Bases 226 to 2544 code for a protein of 772 amino acids.